Aspergillus nidulans FGSC A4 is the source of this 1017-nucleotide messenger RNA. Its product is annotated as glycerate kinase family protein. The coding region runs from base 1 to 1017 and encodes 338 amino acids. Gene Ontology annotation, molecular function: glycerate kinase activity. The transcript has 2 exons. The record is from RefSeq and is a predicted model, not a curated record. NCBI's taxonomy places the organism in Eukaryota, Fungi, Ascomycota, Eurotiomycetes, Eurotiales, Aspergillaceae.
AUGAAGGUUCUGGUCUGCCCAUCUGGCUUCAAGGGAAGCAUUAACCCUGGCACAGCGGCGGACUGUAUUGAGGCCGGCAUCCUGCAAGCCAUGCCUCAGGCAACUGUCCACAAAGUUCCCCUCGCCGACGGUGGAGAAGGGUUUGCUCAUGCCCUGGUGGCUGCUACGUCGGGGGCAAUACGCAAUCUUCGCGUAACCGGCCCCGUUAGAGAGCCCGUUCAAUCAUUCUAUGGGAUCCUCGGCAACACCCCGGUCAAGACUGCUGUGAUUGAGAUGGCAGCCGUGGCCGGUCUGAGCUUGGUCCCUCCUGACCGCCGCAACCCCUGCGCGACGACUACUUAUGGCGUUGGCCAGCUGAUUGCCGCGGCGCUUGAUGACGGGGCCCAACGGAUCAUCGUCGGGUGCGGUGACUCUGGCACCAGUGACGGUGGUGCCGGAAUGCUCCAAGCCCUCGGGGCUCGACUACUCGACUACGAUGGGCGAGAGCUUCCGCAGGCAGGUGGCGGCCAGUCACUCGUUUCCCUCGCCGGAGUUGAUUUUUCAAAGAUGCAUCCCCGGUUGAAAUAUGUUAAUAUUGAGGCCGUCUGUAACUGGAAGAACGUCCUCUGCGGGCCACAGGGAGUAGCGCGAGUCUACGGCCCGCAAAAGGGCGCAUCUGCCGAACAAACACAGCUUCUAGAAGCAGCACUGCAAAUCUAUGCCGUCGUCAUUCAUCGCACGCUUGGGAUCGACAUCUCCAAUGCACCUGGGAGCGGUGCAUCCGGGGGUCUAGGGGCAGGCUUGCUCCUCGUUGGAGCGGAGUUACGCCCACGGUAUGAGGCCUUGAUGGAGUAUUUCCACCUUAGAGACAUUUUUAGUGACUGCGACCUGGUCAUCACGGCAGAGGGGGCGAUCGAUGACCAGACCCCAAGGGGCAAGAUCCCGGCAGAGGUCGCACUGCGUGCUAGAGAGCGCAACAUUCCGGUCAUCGUCCUUGCAGCGGCCCUCGACCCUGGACGAAGCGAUGGGGGACACUGA